Molecule: messenger RNA, 1165 nt
Organism: Solanum dulcamara
Lineage: Eukaryota; Viridiplantae; Streptophyta; Magnoliopsida; Solanales; Solanaceae
Product: peptidyl-prolyl cis-trans isomerase FKBP18, chloroplastic
Exons: 6
Coding region: 148-816 (222 amino acids)
Cellular component (GO): chloroplast thylakoid lumen
Molecular function (GO): peptidyl-prolyl cis-trans isomerase activity
Source: RefSeq, a predicted model, not a curated record
CUCAAGCUAAAGGGAAAAGGAGAUAUUGUUGUACAAGAAAUUACUCUUUGGCCCCUUAACUCCUUGAACGGCCUCGGUUUGGAUAGAGCCAAUCAAGAAUGACAGAUUAGUGUAGUACUCAUAUAUUUGUUGAAAAUCGUUUUAGCCAUGGCUUCAACAGUGAGCAUUCAAGGAUCAUGCAUCGUCAAAAAUUCUUCAAAUUCCUCCAAUGCCCAGACUGAGCAGCAGCUAAAGCAGGUGUUUUUACAGUUACCCAUUUCAAGACGAUCUGUAAUUCUCAUCUCUGUGUUGCCCCUGAGCCUCAAUUUGGUUCCUCAACCAUCCAUGGCUAGAGAGAGACGCAAUAAGAAGAACAUCCCUCUUGAAGACUAUCAAACUACCUCUGAUGGAUUGAAAUACUAUGAUAUUCUUGAAGGAAAAGGUCCUGUAGCUGAAAAGGGCUCCACUGUACAGGUACAUUUUGACUGUGUAUAUCGUAAUAUUACUGCGGUUUCAAGUCGAGAAUCUAAACUGUUGGCUGGAAAUCGUAUCAUUUCACAGCCUUACGAGUUCCAGGUUGGAGCUCCUGCAGGGAAAGAGCGGAAACGUGAUUUUGUGGACAAUCCAAAUGGCUUAUUUUCUGCUCAAGCAGCCCCAAAACCUCCAAAAGCAAUGUAUACAAUAACUGAAGGAAUGAAAGUUGGAGGAAAGAGGACUGUGAUCGUUCCUCCAGAAGCUGGAUAUGGCUCAAGGGGAAUGAAUGAGAUUCCGCCAGGGGCUACAUUCGACCUGAAUAUUGAACUAUUAGAAGUAAAGUCACCAGAACGGAAGCAAUAGGUGCCGGACGGUGCCAUAUGUUUUGCCAUCCCUCUUUUUCAUUGUUGUAAUCGUUUUGUUUUCUCUCAUUAACACCAAACGUUAUGGAAUCAAUAGCAGUUCCCACUUACCCUUUGCGUAUUGGUUAAAAGUGGAAGCGCCUCACCAACAUGGGUCAACUCCUCUCGUCAACAUUUCUCAUGAUUUUUGCUUCCUCUUUUUUCAUGCUUCUUCAUUUGUAUGUAGAUUUUUACUUCUUUGACUUCCCAUGUUACUUGUUACUACAUUUUUUAGAGAGACAUUACACUAUCUUGACAUUGAGAAACCAUGUUAUGUCGGAUGAGAAAGUAAAAUAACAUUUUUUUCCUCA